AUGGCUCCCGACUUGCUCGGCCGGUGGAAACUUGAGAAACAGCUGAUUGCCAAAGCGUCCACUUCCGAAAGUUAUGUGUGGGAGGUCAGUGCUGAACUUCCGGUGUCCUCGUCCUUUGAAUGGUCGUGGCUGGUGGCUGAUGACAAGAAAGUCCUCUUCUGGGAUCCCGCACAGGACAGAAGAGCACGACUGUCCUACCACGAAGGGGUGAUGCAUGCAUCCUGGGGACGGGACCCCAACUAUUUUGUCUCCCAGACCUGCGCCCUGAAGCUGGAGACUUACUACUACUGUGGGGCAGGGGAAGCUCUCGCUGUUGUAGGCUCGGAGCCAUGUCUUGGAUCCUGGAAGUCCAAAAAAGCAUUGAUGGCUCACGAGUACCCGGAGAAAUCUGGCCACUGGCGGGCAAAUACUCUACUGGACGUCCACCGUGACUACCAGUGGAAGUGGGCGGUCGUCGACGUGAAGAUGAGGAAGGUGAAGAGAUGGGAGGAGUGUGCCAACAGAUUCAUCUCCACCAACUGCGAGCAGCUCUCCAUCCUGGCACCCUGGGAACACGCCAUCGUCCACCUUGUCCCACUCCACCAUCAUCCAGGAGCAGACGAUCGACAUGGCCAAGGUGGCCCAGUUCUAUGA
This is a messenger RNA of Haliotis rubra (blacklip abalone), 633 nucleotides long. RefSeq lists its product as uncharacterized. NCBI's taxonomy places the organism in Eukaryota, Metazoa, Mollusca, Gastropoda, Lepetellida, Haliotidae. Bases 1 to 633 code for a protein of 210 amino acids. Gene Ontology annotation, molecular function: starch binding. The transcript has 4 exons. Gene Ontology annotation, cellular component: membrane. The record is from RefSeq and is a predicted model, not a curated record.